AUGGAAAUGAAGAGUUACCAGAAAAUCAAUCAUUUUCCUGGGAUGAGUGAGAUCUGCCGCAAGGAUUUGCUGGCCCGGAAUAUGAGCCGCAUGCUAAAGCUGUUUCCUAAGGACUUUCAUUUCUUCCCCAGGACCUGGUGUCUUCCUGCCGACUGGGGAGAUUUGCAGACCUACAGCAGGACAAGAAAGAAUAAGACUUACAUUUGUAAGCCGGACUCGGGCUGCCAAGGGAGAGGCAUAUUCAUUACCCGGUCAGUGAAAGAAAUCAGGCCAGGGGAGGAUAUGAUCUGCCAGCUUUAUAUUUCAAAGCCCUUCAUCAUCGACGGGUUCAAGUUUGACCUCCGGGUUUACGUGCUGGUGACCUCCUGUGACCCUCUCAGGGUUUUCGUGUACAAUGAAGGACUGGCUCGGUUUGCCACCACCUCUUACUCCCACCCCAACAUGGACAACCUGGAUGAGAUCUGUAUGCACCUGACUAAUUAUUCUAUCAAUAAGCACAGUUCCAACUUCAUUCAAGAUGCUUAUUCUGGGAGCAAGAGGAAACUGUCCACCUUCAACACAUACAUGAAGACCCAUGGCUACGACGUGGAGCAGAUCUGGAGGGGCAUCGAGGACGUCAUCAUCAAGACGCUCAUUUCUGCUCACCCAGUCAUCAAGCACAAUUACCACACCUGCUUCCCCAGCCACACGCUCAACAGCGCCUGCUUUGAAAUCCUGGGCUUUGACAUCUUGUUGGACCGGAAACUCAAACCCUGGCUGCUAGAGGUCAACCAUUCUCCAAGCUUCUCCACUGACUCCAAGUUGGAUAAAGAGGUGAAAGACAGCCUGCUCUACGAUGCGUUGGUCCUCAUCAACCUGGGGAGCUGUGACAAAAAGAAAGUCUUGGAGGAGGAGAGACAGCGGGGACGGUUCCUGCAGCAGUGUCCAAAUCGGGAGAUCAGGCUGGAGGAAGUCAAGGGUUUCCAGGCCGUGAGGUUACAGAAAACAGAGGAAUAUGAAAAGAAAAACUGUGGAGGCUUCCGGCUCAUCUACCCUGGUCUGAAUUUGGAGAAGUAUGACAAGUUUUUCCAGGACAAUAGCUCCCUCUUCCAGAACACUGUUGCUUCCAGAGCCCGGGAGCUGUAUGCACGGCAGCUGAUCCAGGAGCUGAGGCAGAAACAGGAAAAAAAAUUCUUCCUAAAAAAGGAAAGGAAGGAAGAGAUUCAGGGCGAGUCUGUGGGUGAGCAGGCCAGAGACAAAAUCAUGCGGCUCCAGCGACAGAGACAGCAGCUGAAGUGCAAGACGGCCACCUGUCCCCCCAAACAAUCCUUCCAUCCAGUGACCUUAGUGUCCUGCACAUCUGGCUUGCUCUUGAAUAUCAGAGGCUUCAAGAAAAAUGAAACUUCUGGUAGCCUCGACCAGAAGGACUCCAAGAAGGAGGCCAUCCUCAUGCCCUGCAAGCCCGUGUCGGCGAGGAACUACAAUUCUGUCCCCGACCUGAGGAGUUCAAACCCUAGCUGCUCUGAGCUGGAGUUCCAUAUGGCCAAUUCCAAAAUCAAGGAAGUCAAGUCGGCCCUUUCGGUGAGCAUAGUCAGCAGUCCCCAGCACAUAUCCUCUGUAGAAACGUCCCCAGAUGCCACAGCCCCCAUCUCAACCUCUCUGGAAUCCCUGGCCAGCAUGAGCCUGUCCACCAGCCCUGAGUGCAGCAGCCCUGAGAGCAUCCACAUGGUCUCCUAUACCCGCAAGCCGCAGAAGGCCUCCCACAAGCUGAUCCAGGAGAAGAGAUCCAAGCCUCUCAUGUUUUCCAAAUCCAGGCAGUUGGACCUGAACUGUUCCUUGAUGAAGAAUGACAUUAAGAGGCAGUAUCUGAUGUCAGAGAUACUGCAGAAGGUUCAAAUGAAGAAAAAACGCCCCUUGUUCCCGACUCCCAAGGUUAGGUCCUCUUCUCUCUCCAAAUACCCAUCCUUGUCCAAGGAGCGGUGCGCUCACAGCCGCAGCUCUGGCAGGAAGAAAGUGUUGGCUGCACCCUCCGUCGUCGUCCUGCAGGCUUCUCACAGACAUGUUGAAUCUCUGAACGACCUCUUAGUAGUUGCCACGCAGGCCCGACUGGACCCUCGACCCAGCAGAAGCCAUUCGGGCACUACGACGACGAGGGACGCCGGCGCACAGGACCCAAAGCACACCGCCACUGCUUGA
Apodemus sylvaticus (European woodmouse) is the source of this 2175-nucleotide messenger RNA. It is a transcript of the gene Ttll6, whose product is annotated as tubulin tyrosine ligase like 6. Gene Ontology annotation, molecular function: tubulin-glutamic acid ligase activity; tubulin binding. Gene Ontology annotation, cellular component: cilium. Lineage: Eukaryota; Metazoa; Chordata; Mammalia; Rodentia; Muridae. The transcript has 13 exons. The coding region runs from base 1 to 2175 and encodes 724 amino acids. The record is from RefSeq and is a predicted model, not a curated record. Gene Ontology annotation, biological process: protein polyglutamylation; microtubule cytoskeleton organization.